Yarrowia lipolytica CLIB122 is the source of this 1719-nucleotide messenger RNA. RefSeq lists its product as uncharacterized. The record is from RefSeq and is a predicted model, not a curated record. Gene Ontology annotation, cellular component: membrane. Gene Ontology annotation, molecular function: transmembrane transporter activity. Gene Ontology annotation, biological process: transmembrane transport. NCBI's taxonomy places the organism in Eukaryota, Fungi, Ascomycota, Dipodascomycetes, Dipodascales.
AUGUUGUCAGAGCACUUGAGCGGAAAGAAACGUAUAUAUAUAGACGUGAAGAAGGAAUUGGGGUCACGUAACAGUUUCAGAAUGGUCGAAACAGACCCAAUCGCACCCACAGACUCAGACACUCCCUCCGAGACCCAAAACUACACGGAGAAACAAGACACUGAACAUAUCGAAGAUGCCAGUCCUGCUGGUGAAGCCAAACAUUCUAGUGAACAAGUUGAACAGGCAAAACAGUCUGCUGAUCACAUUGAACACGCCAAGCUGUCCACCGAGCACGUUGAGAACGCGGCGGACCCCACAGCUGUUCUUGGAGACACUUCGGUGUUCAAGAAAGUCUCCUCCCACCCGGAAAGCCUCGAGGCCGGUCAUGUGACCACUCUGACUGCCAAACAGAGUCAUCAUCUAAAGUUUCAUCGUUCUCUGGCUAUUGCAUGCCAAUGCCAGGCCUUCUAUGUGUCCCACAUUGUCUCCAGAGACGUGAUUGGUCCUGCUCUGGGAGCAGGUAUCCUCCAGUUCAAUCACAUCACCGUUGACCAAUACGAGUGGACAGAAACGGCACUGUAUUUCCCUUACGCGUUUCUCGCCAUUCCCUUUGCCUUUCUCUUUCUCAAAGUGAACAUUCGAAUCUGGUUUGCCGUGGAAAUGUUCUGUUGGGGUCUGUGUAUCUGUCUGCUUGGAGUGUGCCACAACUACGCCGGUCUAGUCGCAGAUCGAGUCAUUAUGGGUGUCUGUAUGAACUUCUGUCUACCGGCAGUCCUUCACGUCAUUUUCCAAUGGCACGGAAGGUACGAGGCGCAGUUUGUGUUUGCUUGUGCGUGGGGAGCCGCCUGGUUCAUGGUGCCACUCUUCACGCUGAUUGCCAUUGCUCUGGGUCUCAUCCACGACAAGAAGCCCGGUUGGUCCUGGCAAUUCUUCGUCACUGGAAUCUGCGGAUGCAUUCAGACCCCGUUGAUCUGGAGACUGUUGCCCGACUACUUUUGGAGCCAGAAAUGGAUAAAAAAACACGGCCAGGACGGAUAUGAGUUCUUCAAACAGUUUACUGAAGACGACUACGCAGGGGGAAACCCAGUGGAGCCCACAGAGACCCCGCUUGAAGGACUUCUCCUGGCGGCAAAAGAUCCCAUAGUGUGGACAUGCUCAGUUCUGGGACUCUUCACCUACCAUGGACUGGACUGCUGCUACGCUCUGCUCAUGUCCCCUACGCUAAUGUCCGUAGGAAAGACAUCGGCCAUCGCUCAGCUCAUCUGUUGGACAAUGAUUGUUUUUGGAUGUUUCUGGACAGUUGUUCAGGGAUGGUGCUCGUUCAAACUCCGAGUCAAUUACCCGUUCCUGCUCAUGAACUACCUUUUCACAAUCAUCGGAUGGGCGCUCAUUCUCUGUAAACCGGGAGACAGAAACCCCUGGAUCAAGUUUGGAGGAGGCUGGUUUGUGAUUCCAAACACUAUGGCGGCAUUUGUUGUUGUGGCCUGCUGGCUCGGAAGCAACAUCCAAGGAAGACACCGCCGACUCAUGAGCUUUGCCAUCUUCGCAAUGGUAUCGGACACUUUUGCCAUCAUAGCUUUGCGGACGUUUAUCGCUCGGGAAGCGCCCCAGUACCAUAGAGGCUGUUGGAUCGCCAUGGGCUUCACGAUUGCCUGCGUCGUCCUCAGCACCGUCCUGAGAGGGGCUUUGGGAUGGAAGAACAGAAGCAACACCGACGGCUUUAUUUAUUUGCUAUAG